This is a messenger RNA of Conger conger (European conger), 2584 nucleotides long. It is a transcript of the gene exoc3, whose product is annotated as exocyst complex component 3. Gene Ontology annotation, biological process: exocytosis; exocyst localization. The record is from RefSeq and is a predicted model, not a curated record. Lineage: Eukaryota; Metazoa; Chordata; Actinopteri; Anguilliformes; Congridae. Bases 182 to 2458 code for a protein of 758 amino acids. The transcript has 13 exons. Gene Ontology annotation, cellular component: exocyst. Gene Ontology annotation, molecular function: SNARE binding.
UACAACGCCUACAAUGCAACGCGCCAUCAUUCGUUUGGAGGUCGAAGCUGUCAGCUGUGUACGAGAAACCAUCGACCAAGAAAGGAUGCUUGAAAUUCAAUUGUGAUGGGAAUUUCAUCUUAUAUAUUAACACAUUAUUUAACUGCUGCUUAACAGUAGCAACGGAAAACCUCUAACAGAAAUGUGUGCUGUGUUACUCGCAGUGACCGCUGGGCCUACAGACGUCAUGGAGGAGACGGACAGGGAGGCCUUCGCCACCUCGGUGCAGCGGGUCGCGGGAAUGCUGCAGCGGCCGGACCAGCUCGAUAAGGUGGAGCAGUACCGCCGAAGAGAGGCCCGAAAGAAGGCUUCCGUGGAAGCCCGACUGAAGGCCGCCAUCCAGUCCCAGCUGGACGGGGUGCGAACGGGACUCCUACAGCUCCACUCCGCCCUGGAGGAUGUGAAGGACAUCCAGGGCUCUCUGGUGGACGUCAGCAAGGACUGGAGGCAGAGCAUCAACACCAUCGAGAACCUGAGGCAGGUGAAGGAUGCGGUGGUGCAGCAUAGUCAGCUGGCCUCUGCUGUGGAGAACCUCAAGAACAUCUUCUCAGUGCCGGAGAUCGUGCAGGAGACGCGGGAGCUGAUCGAGCAGGGCGAGCUGCUGCAGGCGCACCGCAAGCUGAUGGACCUGGAGAGCUCGCGGGACGGCCUGAUGUACGAGCAGUACCGCAUGGACAGCCGCAACGCGCACGACAUGGGCCUGAUCCGCGGCUACUUCGGCGAGGUGCAGCACCUGUCCGAGGAGCUGGCCAAGCAGCUGUGGGUGGUGCUGCAGCGCUGGCUGGUGACGGUGCGCCGCGACCCCACCAUGCUGGUGUCGGCCGUGCGCGUCAUCGAGCGCGAGGAGUGCACCGACCGCCGCAUGCUGGACCGGCAGCGGCAGACGGGCUUCGCGCCGCCGGGGCGGCCCAAGCGCUGGAGGGAGCGCACCUUCCAGGUGCUGGAGGGCACGGUGUGCACGCGCAUCGAGGGCUCGCAGUCCGACACGCGCGAGUCCGACCGCAUGUGGCUGGUGCGCCUGCUGGAGGUGACGCGCAGGUACGUGCUGGACGACCUCAUCGUGGUGAGGAGCCUGGUGGUGCACUGCUUCCCGCCGCACUACGACACCUUCCGCGUCUUCUUCCGCCUCUACCACCGCGCGCUGUCCGCCCGCGUGCAGGAGCUGGCCGCCGAGGACCUGGAGGCCAAUGAGAUCGUCUCUCUGCUCACCUGGGUGCUCCACACCUAUAAGAGUGUGGAGAUGAUGGGGCACCCGGAGCUGACUGCCGAGUGUGACAUCAACCUGAUGGAGCCCCUGCUGCCAGAGGAGGUGGUGGAUGAGCUGCUUAGCACAUACAUCCAGAUCUUCACAUCCAACAUCACCGGCUGGCUCCGUAAGGCGUUGGAGACGGACAGGAAGGACUGGUACAAGGACACAGAACCAGAGGCCGACCAGGACGGAUAUUACCAAACCAGCCUGCCCGCCAUCGUCUUUCAGAUGUUCGAGCAGAACCUCCAGGUGGCGUCGCAAAUCGACGAGCCCUUCAAAGACCAGGUCCUGCGGUUGUGUUUGAAACAGAUGACCUCCUUCUUACACAGGUACCGGGAGGAGGCCGUGGCCUUUAAGGAGGAUCACCUACGCGAUCGACAGCUCCCCCAGUGCUAUGUGCAGUACAUGAUCGCCAUCAUCAACAACUGCCAGACCUUUAAGGAGUCGAUAAACAGCCUGAAGAAGAAGUACUCCCACUCCAUGGAGCCCACGCAGAACGACGCCGCCAUCGAGAAGACCCUGAGCGAGGUGGCCCGGGAGGGCUGUCAGUUUCUGCUGGACGAGGUCUUCCUGGACCUGGAGCACCACCUGAAUGAGCUGCUGACCAGGAAGUGGAUCACUGGCUCCCACGCUGUGGAGACCAUUUGUGUGACGGUGGAGGACUACUUCAAUGACUUCUCCAGGAUUAAGAAGCCCUACAACCUGGAGAUGAGCAGUGAGGCCCACCGCAGGGUGGUGGUGGAGUACGUCCGCGCCGUGAUGCAGAAGCGGAUCAGCUUCCGGAACGGCGAGGAGCGGAAGGAGGGAGCGGACCGGAUGAUCCGGGAAGCGCAGCAGUUCAGGAUCCUCUUCAGGAAGCUCUCUCCGGACGAGGACACACAGUGGCUGUGCGACUCCAUCACCGGCAUCGCCGAGGUGUUCAAGCUCACCGACCCCAGCCUGCUCUACCUGGAAGUGUCCACGCUGGUGUCCAAGUACCCCGAUAUCAGGGAGGAGCACAUCGCCGCCCUGCUGGCCGUGAGGGGAGACGCCAGCCGGGACAUGAGGCAGAUGAUCUUCGAGACGCUGAGCCAGAGCCGGACGUCUCUCCCCGCCAGCACCCCGCCCAUCUUUAAGGACAUCACCGUUCCCUCCCUGGCCUCCAUGGCUGUGCCCAAGCUGUUGAAGUGACACACACGACCCUCACUCUGUCCGCCGGAAAUCACGCCCGCGGACGACUGACCGCACUGACAGACACUAAUGUAACGUGUUGCUAUGGUUACUGCGAUACUUGAUUGACUGGACUGGGACACUCUC